Electrophorus electricus (electric eel) is the source of this 2100-nucleotide messenger RNA. Its product is annotated as phospholipase B1, membrane-associated. The record is from RefSeq and is a predicted model, not a curated record. Gene Ontology annotation, cellular component: brush border membrane. Gene Ontology annotation, molecular function: phosphatidylcholine lysophospholipase A1 activity; A2-type glycerophospholipase activity; retinyl-palmitate esterase activity. Gene Ontology annotation, biological process: phospholipid metabolic process. Lineage: Eukaryota; Metazoa; Chordata; Actinopteri; Gymnotiformes; Gymnotidae.
GAGUUGGGAUGAGACGGCUGAAAGCUGAAGUUUGUGUUUUAGUCCUUGUUUAGUUCUAUUGCUGCUCAGUGGGGCCCUAUCAGGUUUAGCCUUUCUAACAGUUUAAGACAUGACUAAGGGACAAGGGUAUCUUGUUUUGUUUUGUUUUGUUUUUCCCCAAGGGGACGAAUGGAGAUGGGAAUAUGAGGAAGGACUUAGCUACUACAGUGAAGAAGCCCUCAGAAAGGUAUAUCCUGAGAAAACCAGGCCAGUUAGCUUUAAACAUCCACCUUUCUGGUGUUCAGACAUGAGCCCUUCUUCCUCCAUACCCACCUCAGUUGAACUGGUUAAGGCAGCAGACAUUAAAGUCAUUGCUGCUCUUGGGGAUUCAUUGACGACUGCUAUUGGAGCAAAUGCAACCACUGUACUUGGUAUACCUAUUGAAUUUCGUCAUGUCUCAUGGAGCAUUGGUGGCCAUGGGACUUUUCAAGAUGUUAUAACACUUGCAAAUCUCCUCAGGCUCUUCAAUCCCAGUGUUGUGGGCCCUGCUCCAUGCAAGACUGUCCAUGGAACUCCAGCUCCAGUUAAUGAGACUGGCUUUAACCUCGCCAUUACUGGGCACAACACCUUUAAUCUACCUGAACAAACUCGACAUCUGAUUGACACCCUGAAAAUAAAUGAGGAUGUUAACUUUGAUGAGGACUGGAAACUGCUCACUAUUCUCAUUGGCAUGAAUGACAUCUGUGAUUACUGCAAAGAUAAGACCCUUUUUUCAGUGGAGAACUUCAUACACUACAUGUCCAUGUCCUUGGAGAUGCUGAUGAAUGAGGUGCCCCGAAUGAUAGUUAAUGUAGUCCAGAUAUUAGCAAUGGAGGGCCUGCGGGAGGUACAGAAGCCCACCCUAGGUUGUCUGCUCCAGAGAUCCUUCUGCUCCUGUCUGGUGAAGCCAGCCUCAGGUUCUGCUGAUCUUAAGGAGCUGAUAGAGGUCAACCUACAAUUCCAGAGUGCUCUGGAACAGCUUCUCAACACUGACCGUUUCUUUAAGAGCGACUUCGCUGUAGUUCUUCAGCCAUUUCUAAAACAUACAGAUCCUCCGCGGCUUUCGAAUGGAAAGAUUGACUUGAGCUUCUUCACCCCUGACUGUUUUCACUUCACCAUGAAAGGACAUGAGGAGCUGGCCAAGGGCCUCUGGAACAACAUGUUUCAACCUGAAGGGGAGAAAUGUAUUGUGGAAAGCUUUUCAAACCCAAUUCAGCUCAUCUGUCCUCCUGUGGACCACCCUUACAUCUAUACUAAACCUAAGGCUGUCAAGGCUGGUUCUCAGCCUGGGAUGCCUGUGUCUACAGGCCUCCACACUACCAUGUUCACCUUAGCGUUCGUUCUCCUCUGGUGGGCCACCAACAUGACCUACUUCUAAAACCUGUAGAUGAAGCAUCAGGGACCAUCGCUGCUAUGGAUCAGCCAUGAGUAAUACCGACCACUGGCACUUUUAGUUUUUCUCUUUUCGAAUGGACUCUCAAAUGAAUCCAGCAAAGAACAAUACAAUGUUAUAUUCACAGCUUAGAAGAAAAGAAAGGAAGGGAAAAAACAUACAAUUGUAUGUGAGAAGUAGUAAUGAGGAAAAGUCGUAGAAUUGUGCAUGUAGAAAAGUCACCACAGCUGAUUUGCUUACUUUUGUGAUAGUCAUCUUCCUGCAAUGAUAAAACAGAACCAUCUGCUUGAGAACAUUGUGUGCACUAACCCAACAAUCUUUCCUGGCCCAUCCAUCCAUCUAUCAUCUAUUUAACUGGAUGUGCUCCAUUUCAGCCCAGGGGCGGCAGCAGGUGCAGACUGCAUUUAGCUUGAGCUAAUGCAGCACUAAUUGAUUUAGUCAGGUAAGGUAAUUGUGUGAGCUAACUGAAGCUCAUCUGAGCAAAAAUGGCCAGAGGUUAGCUUGAAAAUGCAUUAUGGUUGAGAGGUCAAAGGAGCUGACUAUUUAGAGUAAAGUGUAGUGGCUUUUAAGAGUGUGGUUAAAGGCAGGUUGUAUGAAAACUACCUAAUGCUCACAGAAAUUAGAUAAUAGCUUUCAGAUGCUGUAACCUGAGAUGUGCUUUUGGUCUCUACAAAUAAAGCUUUUGGAAC